AUGCCGCCAGUCAGAGAAAGAGUCAAUACGCGUUCCAGGAAGGAGCGGGAGCGUAAUUUUGUCUCACCGGGCAGAGGGCGAGGGAUCCGGAGGCGACCAAACCAUGCCAAUCGGACCCCGCAAGCUGACCCACCAACCAACAGACCACCGAGAAGGGGAAACGCGGCCAGGAGGACACCAACGCAACCAGCCACAGUAACGGUGGCGGACCCCAUGUCGGAAUCAGCAGAUCUCCCAGAGGGCCUAGACGAGGUCGAGGCUUCUAGCAACGCGGGUUUGUCCACUCAUGCAAUUCAUGCGGCGGAUCACACCCCUCGAUCAAAUGCAGGAAUAGAAACACCAAAUUCUAACAUGGAUAUCAACAGUUUAGGAAAAACUCCAAUUGAUGUUCACGUUUUGUCUGCUUAUCUACAAGGUUACAGCGCUAAAUCUUUUCUUAUAAAUGGUUUUCUACACGGUUUUCAACUCCAGACUUGUCCCCAAAAAGACGGAGAUUUCAGACUCAUUCACCACCUUUCCUUCCCGGAUCAACAAUCGAUCAAUUCUUUCAUAGAUCCGGCUGCAUGUUCUGUACAUUACGCAUCAGUAGACGAUGCAGCGGCUAUCAUCGCGACACUGGGGGCAGGCACUUUACUAGCUAAAUCUGAUAUAAAAUCUGCAUUCCGGCUUAUUCCUGUGGCCAUAGAUGAUUUCGAUCUAUUGGGGUUUAAGUUCCAGGGUAAAUACUUUUUUGACAAAAUGAUGCCAUUCGGGGCAUCAAUUAGCUGUGCAAUCUGGGAGAAGUUCGCAACUGCAUUACAUUGGAUCAUCCAAUCUACAUCACGCAACCCCCAUAUUCUACACUAUUUAGAUGAUUUCCUCUUCGCGGGACCACCAAAUUCUAGCCAGUGCCAAUCUACACUCGACCAAUUCAAAAACACAUGUAGCCAUAUUGGAAUACCGAUAGCUCUUGACAAAACUACUAAGCCCAGCACAACUAUAAUUUUUCUGGGAAUCGAAUUUGACACAAUUCAAAUGGUAAUGCGACUCCCCCAAGACAAGUUAGCUUCGCUACGGCAAAGCAUUCAGACAGUCAUGUUAAGUAAAAAGGUCUCCCUAAAAAUCUUACAAUCACUGAUCGGACUCCUCAACUUUGCCUGCAAAACAGUAGCACCCGGUAGAGCCUUUUGCAGGCGUCUAGUCAAUGCCACUAUUGGCGUCAAAAAGCCAUAUCACAUGAUAAGAGUUAACCAAGGCAUGAAAGUAGACCUUGCAGUGUGGCAACAAUUUUUGGAACAUUUUAAUGGGGUUACAGUCAUAACCUCGGGUAUUUGGUCAUCAGAUAACAGUCUACAACUAUUCACAGAUAGUGCAGGGGGAUCUAAUGGGGGGUUUGGAAUCUUCUUUGCUGGCCGCUGGGCUCACUCAAAAUGGCCUACACACUGGGUUUUUUCCGACAUUAUUCGUGACAUGACAUUCUUAGAACUAUUUCCAGUAUACGUAUCCACCCUUUUAUGGCACCCAUGGCUAUCAAACAAACGCAUUAUUUUCCACAUUGAUAACAUGGCAGUCGUACAAGUUAUCAACACAUGGACGUCUAAAUCAAAUAGGGUUAUGAAUAUUGUCAGAAAACUUGUCCUCCUCACCUUGCAACAUAACAUCACAAUCAAAGCCCAACACAUUCCAACAAAAUUGAACAAAAUAGCUGAUAGUCUUUCUCGUUCACAGUGGGGAAAGUUUCGCAACCUGGCUCCAGAAGCAGAGAUGUGGCCCACUCAGCUUCCCAAGCAGAUAUGGGAGAUUUAA
Molecule: messenger RNA, 1785 nt
Organism: Saccostrea cuccullata (small rock oyster)
Lineage: Eukaryota; Metazoa; Mollusca; Bivalvia; Ostreida; Ostreidae
Exons: 3
Coding region: 1-1785 (594 amino acids)
Molecular function (GO): nucleic acid binding
Source: RefSeq, a predicted model, not a curated record